Molecule: messenger RNA, 1097 nt
Organism: Humulus lupulus (European hop)
Lineage: Eukaryota; Viridiplantae; Streptophyta; Magnoliopsida; Rosales; Cannabaceae
Product: acyl carrier protein, chloroplastic-like
Exons: 4
Coding region: 261-722 (153 amino acids)
Biological process (GO): fatty acid biosynthetic process
Molecular function (GO): acyl carrier activity
Source: RefSeq, a predicted model, not a curated record
CGAGCCAUCGGGGCCUGCUAUGAAAACGGCUGACAGAGAUGUUGUAUUUGGAAUUUACGUACAUAAGAAAAAGACACAUUAAAUCAUAACAUAAUCCGCCCGAUUCAAGGGGUUCAUAACCCCCUAUUCCUUUGGUAUAAUCGAUUUAACUCGAUGGACCUUUAUAUAUAAUAUGAUUCAAACUAUGAGCCUCUUCUUAUAACAAAACCAUAUUGUUUUUUUUUCCUUCCAGUAGAACAAAUUAUUUGCCUUAACUUUUAAUGGAUUCCAUUGUUGCAAGCUCCCCAAUUACUUUAGCAACUCUUCCAUGCAAUAAUGCUACUCGCAGAAGCACAGUUUGCCAACUGAAGGGCUUCACUACCAUUGGAGGUCCAGUGGUUAGGGGGCUAAAACUUGCUCCUAAGAUCAAAUUAACGAAGGCAACUGAGAGAAUGGUUUCAUUCCCAUCUAAUUGUUUCAAGACUACAAUUUCUUGCUCCAUUAAUGCUCAACCAGAGACUCUUAAAACGGUUCAGAGCACAAUUGCUAAGCAGCUCUCCAUUGAUGAAAACACUGUCACUCCCUCAACCAAAUUUGCUGAUUUGGGGGCUGAUUCGCUUGACACUGUCGAAAUAAUGAUGGCUUUGGAAGAGAAGUUUGAUGUGUCAAUUGGAGAAGCGGGAGCUGAGAAUAUCUCAACCGUCCAAGACGCAGCUGAUCUGAUUGAGAAAGUGAAGGCAUGACCAGCUUAAAUAGACCAAAUAACACUUAUUAUUAAGCCAUCAAGGGUCUCUCUAUGACUGAUUAUUGUGAAGUUUUCUUCAAUUUUUUUUACCUGAAUUGUUGUCUAUGCAUUUAUUGAUCACUCCAAACAUAUGAAUAAUAAGUUUUAAAUUUUCUUUUAAUAUAAAGAAUCACAAAAUAAGUAUUUCCAUGCAGUUCUCUCACAUUUUACUCUAGUAUUCAGUAAUGAUAUCAAAUUCCUUUUUUAAUUUGAGGUAGAAACUUCACAAAGAAGAUUGGCACAUUAGAAAGCAAUGCAACACCACCUAUCAAAAGUACUCAAAAGCAAGCAUAGUGUGCGCGUAUCAAUAUAACUAUGAAUACAACUAAAGCAA